CCGAAUGCAAACUAAGCAGAUUGGUAUAAACAUAGCUAUCGUAAACCGCUGAAUAUUUGAUGGCAAAGUCGUGAACAUGUAAACAUCCGAAGUUUAGUGUUAGUAUUAUACACGUGUGUCGGGGGUCUUUUGCUAUCGCCCGUACCGCGCAGGAGAUAUUAUUAGUGUGUGUGUAAAUGGAAAGCUCUGUGACAGUGCGACUUAUGUGUUUGUUUUCUGUUUAACAGAUUAGUUUUAUUAUUAUUUAGUAAUUAUUUUGUAAAUCGUGAAUUCUGUACACAAUGGAUACUACCAAUGACACGGGUACUGAUACGGGUCCAGGGGACAGGUCGGCGAGGCGGAUCCUCCGGGAACGGUCGUCCAGACGUCCUCUUCAAUUAAAAAUACGACAGAAAAGGCAGACGAUGCAAAACAUGACUCGGCCUCUCAAACAGUGGCUGUGCAAAAAUCGGGACAACCCCUACCCCUCCAAACUGGAGAAAGACAUCCUUGCCCGCGAAUCUCAGAUGACGAACACCCAGGUCUCAAACUGGUUCGCCAACGCGAGGCGGAGACUGAAGAACGCAGUCAGGGGAGACAACAUCCCCUGGUCCAAGCGGGUCAAAAUGUACAACAGCAGCGUGCCUGGCAACGCAGAGUUGCUAAGCAUCAGUUCUGAUGAUAGCAGCCUCUUCGAUUCGGAUGAUAACGAAGAUUCAGUUACUUACACAGCAGACGAACAGAAACCCUUGCCUAAUUCGCGGGUAGAUUUCAGUCCGGUAGCAGACGACCCACCCCCCUCUGAUGACGUGGUUGUUCCUUCUAGAUCUCAAACUCCUACCAGCGGAUUUUUCCCGCAUCCGGGGUUGGAUUCCGAUUUCCACAGACCUUUCAGAGAAGGGACCCAAAAUAAGUUUAAACAGACAAUUCUACAGCGUUAUUUGAGUGACACAUGCAACCAAACUUCGGGCACACAUGUGGACAUGGAAAUGUCAGCUUUCAACAAAACUCGAUCUCGAAAACCAUCAGGGUCUAUUGGGUCACGUGACUACGAAGAAAUGUCCACAGCCUCUGGGUUUUCUUCUGCUGCUGAGAGUCAAUUUUACUACCCCAUGGAUGACCCGAUUGAUGAUUUGGAAGCCGCCGCUAGGAGGCGCAGGAUCUCAGGAGAUGUUAGACGCCAAGAGGAUAUUCACUGGAAGGAGAUCAGCGCUGCCAUGGCUCUGACGUCACUGGCACGUGGUUCGAGCCGAUACCCGUUUCAUUAGAUAUUUCGCACACAUUGUACGGGAUCCUUUAUUUGAUAAAGACGGCCAGUGUUACCAACCACAGUGAUCUCCCCUUGCUCGAAGCUGAUCGAGGAGUGUUUUUACUUUUACAUUUUUUUCCUUAAAUAUAUUAUCUCAAAUCUUCAGGGACAGAGUUUAAUACUUUUAAGUGUUCAGUGCAAGUUUUUGUAUAGAAUGAGCGAUCGGAUGACUGGUUUUUUUUUAUUCCGUGACUCGGUCCUUCGUCAAAUGGCAAAAGUGACUGUGUUUUUGUGUACAGAUAUUCCACAUUAUUUUUAAUCAUUGUUCAUAGAUGAUUUCAUUGCCAUGGUUAUAGUAGUUAGUUGUAAACGUUUACAAGAUGAUAUAUUUUAAAAACUUUUUAAUUGUUAUAUAUUAUAUACUACUAGUGUAUGGACCUUCGGGUUCCCAGAAAUGUGGAGAGCGUGGGCGUUGUAGCCGUCAGCAGCGCCGUGUUGGAAUGGAAAGGGACAUCUAAUAAUUCUAUAAAUAUAUUUCAACACAA
Molecule: messenger RNA, 1773 nt
Organism: Magallana angulata
Lineage: Eukaryota; Metazoa; Mollusca; Bivalvia; Ostreida; Ostreidae
Product: homeobox protein Mohawk-like
Exons: 5
Coding region: 282-1247 (321 amino acids)
Biological process (GO): cell development; muscle organ development; regulation of transcription by RNA polymerase II
Cellular component (GO): nucleus
Molecular function (GO): RNA polymerase II cis-regulatory region sequence-specific DNA binding; DNA-binding transcription factor activity, RNA polymerase II-specific
Source: RefSeq, a predicted model, not a curated record